This is a messenger RNA of Myiozetetes cayanensis, 10503 nucleotides long. It is a transcript of the gene ANKRD28, whose product is annotated as ankyrin repeat domain 28. The record is from RefSeq and is a predicted model, not a curated record. The coding region runs from base 1377 to 4628 and encodes 1083 amino acids. The transcript has 28 exons. Gene Ontology annotation, biological process: protein localization to ciliary inversin compartment. Gene Ontology annotation, cellular component: cytoplasm; ciliary inversin compartment. Gene Ontology annotation, molecular function: protein binding. NCBI's taxonomy places the organism in Eukaryota, Metazoa, Chordata, Aves, Passeriformes, Tyrannidae.
UGCUCUCCGGGCUGCUGCUCAGGGGGAACGCUGCCGUGCCAGUGGCUUGUGCUCUGCUCCUAUGGACUUGGACAGCCAGGUUAUUUUUUGAGCUUUGCAAGGCUAUUUGCUGAUUGUAUAAUUCAAUUUGUCAAGGAAAAAAACCUGAUAAGCAGAAGCUCUUGCUGAAGAGGAGAAUCAGGUUGGCGCAGUGACAGAUGUUCGGAUAAAGAAGUUGGCUCAGAGAAGACGUACGGGGUCUGAUUUUUUUUUUCUUUUUUUUUCCUCCCCCUCAAUCUGAAUGAAGACUAUCAUGGGAACUGCAUUCACAUGGUGAUCAAAAGAAACACUUGAGUGAUGAACUGCUUUUGCAGAAGUCGUCUAAGGCAGUAAUUUGAGCUUUUGUGUGCAGUAGCUAGCUUGUUUUGCUGAAGCAUUCCUCCUCAACAGUAUUUCUGCCUUGUGAAUUCCCUGAUGGAGAAGCCACAGCUACUGCCCGGUGAAGGAAGAAUGAAUGCUCCGCAUUGCUUGUGUCCCUGACGGAGUAACACCGGCUGCGUUGCUGUCGUUUGGGGAGGCUGGAUUCCACCGGCAAUAUUAUUCAAGGAGUUCAUUGUCCCUGUGCUCUGACUCAUCGCAUGUAAAUGUGCUGCAGCCGUGCUGCACGUUGCAGCUAUUUUUCUUGCAUGGGAAAGAAUUAUUUUCCUCUAAGCAGGUCCUGAAUAGCUGCUGGAACCGAGAUGCGUUUUUCUGGCUGGGCUGUUUCUGGCAUUGAGAGAGGAAGCUGUAGAACGGCAGGAUGAGCAGGGGGCGCGUUUAUUUCCAGUCACCAGAGAGGCUGCGACGGUUGGUUUAAAACUGACCUUGCGGGAGUGGGGAAUAGCUGCGGCCGCCUCUUUCGGGGCAAUUGUUCCUUGUUCUGUCCUCGGUAGGACCGUCUCGUGUCUUCUGCAACAAUGAUUUCACUGUGGGGGUAGAAGGACGCUGUGGAAGUUGUGACAUUAACAAAGACAAAUUUGCUCGUGAAAGGACAGCUGUGUGCGACAGUGAGUGCUGUUCGAAUGGAAUUGGAUCUUGGGAUAUUUUUAUCAGCUGUUCCACAGUUUCGUUGUGGUUUGAUGCCUAGGGAAUUUUUAUUUUAAAAACAACAACUUUUUUUUCAGCAGUGUCUUGAACGUCUCGGGGGCUUAAAUCUGAAAAAUGAAGUGUGAGGGGGGAUUGGAAUGUCCCUUUUUAAAUGCAAAUACACCAGCGGUAGCACUCGCAAGUUUGUGAGGGCAUGCGAAAACAGGUGAAAGUGUUUCCUCUAUGGUCCCUAUUGCUAUACCUGCGCUCUGGUUCCAAAAAUACCACUGCUGGCAUUUUUUUGUUUGCUUUUGUGUACUCAAACGGAUCGAAUGAGUCGAGUCUGUAUUGUUGUUUUGGAGGAGGAGGAAGAUGAUUCUCCCACAUUUAUUUCCAAUUUGCCUCAGGAAAAUUUAUCUUUACGUCCAUCGCCCUCUGGAAAUGUGCUGCCACCAUUGGUUCAAGCUAUAUUUAAUGGAGAUCCUGAUGAAGUUCGAGCACUAAUAUUCAAGAAAGAAGAUGUUAAUUUUCAGGAUAAUGAGAAAAGGACCCCUUUACAUGCUGCUGCCUAUCUGGGAGAUGCAGAAAUUAUUGAACUACUUAUUUUAUCUGGAGCUAGAGUUAAUGCCAAAGACAGCAAAUGGUUGACUCCUUUACACAGAGCUGUAGCAUCUUGUAGUGAGGAUGCUGUUCAGGUGUUGUUAAAGCAUUCAGCGGACGUCAAUGCUCGUGAUAAAAACUGGCAGACACCGCUACACAUAGCAGCUGCAAACAAAGCUGUGAAGUGUGCUGAAGCUUUGGUGCCUCUCCUAAGCAAUGUAAAUGUGUCUGAUCGAGCAGGCAGAACAGCAUUGCAUCAUGCAGCCUUCAGUGGACACGUUGAGAUGGUCAGCUUACUGCUGUCUAGAGGGGCCAAUAUCAACGCAUUUGACAAGAAAGACAGACGAGCUAUACAUUGGGCAGCAUAUAUGGGUCAUAUUGAAGUUGUGAAGUUACUCGUGACCCAUACAGCUGAAGUGACAUGCAAAGACAAGAAAUCAUAUACACCCUUACAUGCUGCAGCAUCUAGUGGGAUGAUCAGUGUAGUCAAAUAUCUUCUGGAUCUUGGUGUUGAUAUGAACGAACCAAAUGCCUAUGGAAAUACUCCUCUCCAUGUAGCUUGUUACAAUGGGCAAGAUGUUGUAGUGAAUGAACUCAUAGACUGUGGUGCUAAUGUAAAUCAAGUGAAUGAGAAGGGAUUUACACCUUUGCACUUUGCCGCUGCGUCAACACAUGGAGCAUUGUGUUUAGAGCUUUUGGUCUGCAACGGAGCAGAUGUAAAUAUAAAGAGUAAAGAUGGAAAAACACCUUUGCACAUGACAGCGAUCCAUGGUAGAUUUUCAAGAUCCCAAACCAUCAUUCAAAAUGGAGCUGAAAUAGACUGUGAGGAUAAGAAUGGAAAUACCCCUUUGCACAUAGCAGCUAGAUAUGGCCAUGAGCUAUUAAUCAACACACUGAUUACGAGUGGUGCUGACACUGCAAAGCGGGGUAUACAUGGGAUGUUUCCUCUCCAUUUGGCAGCAUUAAGUGGAUUUUCAGACUGCUGCAGAAAGCUCCUCUCAUCAGGUUUUGACAUUGACACACCAGAUGACUUUGGCAGGACUUGUCUUCAUGCAGCUGCUGCUGGAGGGAAUUUGGAGUGCCUAAAUCUUCUGCUAAAUACUGGUGCAGACUUCAACAAAAAGGACAGAUUUGGAAGAACUCCACUCCAUUAUGCUGCUGCCAAUUGUAAUUAUCAGUGCCUGUUUGCCCUUGUGGGAUCUGGAGCUAGUGUGAAUGACCUUGAUGAGAGGGGUUGUACACCUCUGCACUAUGCAGCUGCAUCAGACACAGAUGGGAAGUGCCUGGAAUACUUGCUAAGAAACGAUGCCAACCCGGGGAUCCGAGAUAAACAAGGAUACAAUGCAGUUCAUUAUUCAGCUGCUUACGGUCAUCGCUUGUGUCUUGAAUUGAUUGCAAGUGAAACACCUCUAGAUGUUCUAAUGGAAACAUCAGGUACUGACAUGCUGAAUGAUUCAGACAACAGAGCACCCAUAAGUCCACUGCAUUUAGCAGCCUAUCAUGGCCACCAUCAAGCUCUAGAAGUGCUGGUGCAGUCACUGCUGGACCUUGAUGUGAGGAAUAACAAUGGAAGGACACCACUGGAUCUUGCUGCCUUUAAGGGACAUGUGGAAUGUGUAGAUGUGCUCAUUAAUCAGGGAGCAUCCAUCUUGGUGAAAGAUUAUGUUGUAAAGAGAACUCCAAUACAUGCUGCAGCUACAAAUGGUCAUUCAGAAUGUUUGCGGCUAUUGAUAGGAAAUGCAGAACCACAGAAUGCAGUGGACAUUCAAGAUGGAAAUGGACAGACUCCUCUGAUGUUGUCAGUUCUCAACGGGCACACCGAUUGCGUUUAUUCACUCCUUAACAAAGGAGCAAAUGUAGAUGCCAAAGAUAAGUGGGGAAGGACGGCAUUGCAUAGAGGGGCAGUUACUGGGCAUGAGGAAUGUGUGGAAGCGCUGCUUCAACAUGGUGCUAAGUCCUUACUACGAGACUGUAGGGGACGAACCCCGAUACACUUGUCAGCUGCAUGUGGCCACAUAGGUGUUCUGGGAGCUCUCCUGCAGUCAGCGACAUCUGUGGAUGCAGUACCUGCAAUAGCAGACAAUCACGGCUACACAUCACUGCACUGGGCCUGCUAUAAUGGUCAUGACAGUUGUGUAGAGCUGCUCCUGGAACAGGAAAUCUUUCAGAAAAUGGAAGGAAAUUCUUUCAGUCCCUUGCAUUGUGCUGUGAUAAAUGACAAUGAAGGUGCUGCAGAAAUGUUAAUUGAUACACUAGGUGCUGGUAUUGUAAAUUCAACAGAUUCAAAAGGAAGAACUCCUCUGCAUGCAGCAGCUUUUACAGAUCACGUUGAGUGUCUACAGCUUCUGCUUGGUCACAGUGCUCAAGUAAAUGCUGUAGAUUCUUCUGGGAAAACACCUUUAAUGAUGGCUGCAGAAAAUGGACAGACGAAUACAGUUGAGGUGCUGGUUAGCAGUGCUAAGGCUGAUCUGACUUUGCAAGACAGUUCUAAGAACACAGCACUCCAUUUGGCUUGCAGCAAGGGUCAUGAAACUAGUGCCUUGUUAAUACUGGAGAAGAUUACGGAUAGAAACCUCAUCAAUGCCACCAAUGCAGCCUUGCAAACACCUCUGCAUGUUGCUGCUCGAAAUGGACUAACGGUUGUAGUUCAAGAGCUUUUAGGGAAGGGAGCAAGUGUACUUGCUGUAGAUGAAAAUGGCUACACACCGGCUUUGGCCUGCGCUCCCAACAAGGAUGUGGCCGAUUGCCUGGCUCUCAUUCUGGCCACCAUGAUGCCUGUUUCAUCAAGCAGCACAUUACCUGCCCUUACCUUCAAUGCCAUUAAUCAUUACACCAACACCUCAAAAACUGUCACCUUUGAUUCCUUGCCAAUCAUGAGGAGUGACCACAGCUCUUACUGUACUUUUAACAACAUUGGCAGGGAAGGUGGCUAUCCGUAUACAGAAGACGACGAGCUCAAUGACUCAGAUUCUGAGACGUAUUAGAAGCUACAUUUUGUAGGUCUGAGGAGUGAACCCUCACGCUGGAAGGUCAGACUUGCGCUCUCGGAAAGCUGUUGGUGUUUCAAUACAGAAAGAGGACAGGCCUUUGAGAAGAUGUUUUUAUUGUGGUUGCAUAAAAAAAAAAUCUGUGAGACUCUAGGAAGAUUUUUAAGAGCAUAUUUUGCAGAAGAAGCAUGAAUUCUUGAAUAAGUACUUGGAAUCCAUGGCAAAAAAAAAAAAAAAAAAAAAAGAAUGUCAAAACUGUUUUAUUUAACUGUAUUAAUACCAUUCUGUUUCUGGUGCCGGGAGUAAUUCCUGCAGACUGGGCACCCGACUUGAUGUAAAUGAACAACACUAUUGUUCAACACAAAGGAUGCUUGAUUUAAAUAUUCUCAGUAAAACUAAAACCAUUUUGAAGGCAAUAAAUGAGUUUGGUACAGUAGGCAUUGUUUGUGCUGCAAAUUGCCAAAGGACCAAAUAACUUAAAGAUUUUUUUAAUUAAAUAAAUUUUUGUGAAAACUGGAAUAGGUUAUUUGAGAAGUUGUUUCAACCAAACCUUAAUUACUUCUGGAAAAGAAGCUUAGAUUUGGGUUUAAAUGUUGAAUUUUAUUUUUUUUAAUUCUCUGAAAGCCUUCCGACACUAUUAAAUGUACCAUGAAAGAAAGCAGAUGUACUUUUAAGUUUUAUUUUCUUUUUCGUUUAGAUGAAAUGAAAAUGAUCUUGUCAUACUUUUAUAAUACUGAAGUUAAACCAGCUAACAAGGUGAAGUCAGGGUGAAAAAUGUACAGUGUAAUAAACAAGGGAAGGGGUGGGAGACGUGGGAGGGAAGUGGGAAGCAGUAAUUGUUGCACAGUUUUAGGGUUUUUUUAACUUGGGUUUUGGAUUGAGAUUUUUCUUAAUUUAAAAAAUACACUAGUAACUUGGAAACUAUGAAACUGCGUAAAACAAAUUGAAAUGUCUUGAUAACCCUGUUGUGACUGAGAGUUCUUUUCAAUAAUUUAUCCACUUCCUUACAUCAUAAAUUUGUAUGUAAGAUAAAAAUUGUAUAUCCUUAUCACCUUUUUUUUUUUUUUUUUAAUCCCAGAGUUACAAAGUGUGGGGGGAGGUGAAUUUAAAGUAUAUUUCCCUAUUAGAGAAAAAAGUACAGUGUCUGGUCUGUGGGAAGAGCUGUGUAUCUUUGUUGUGCUCCAUUUAGAAAAUAAACAGCAGAAACAGGUCCCUUAAUGUAGUUCAGACUUGCCCAAAUAUUUUUUUUUAAUUUAUAACAGACUACUCUUUUUUUUAAUUGCCUGAAGAAUGAAAAACUGACAUAAGUAAGCUGAAGUUUUGUCUGUUAAAUAUGAAUAUUUACUUUAUUUGGCUCUGCUUUAACUAUAACUGUUACUUUUCAAGUGAAUUUGUUUAUGUACAUGCAAGGAAUCCUUGCAUGUCCUGGCUAAGUACAAAUAAAUUACUACAAACUGAUUCCAAUUUCAUUUUUAUCCUUUUUUUUGUAUUGUAAAACUGGAAAACUUUGUAAAUUACAGCUGCUUUUCUGAACAUAGUGUAGAAACACGGGACAAUAUUUUGAUCUAUUUGAUAAUUUUGUGGGGUUUUUGAAGAAUUAAUGAGCAUGUACAUAGAAAUAGUGACUGCUUGAAUACUGUAUUUACCUGCACUCUUUCAGUACUUCAAGAAUCCUGUAUAUUUUAUAGAUUAUAAUAAAACCCAAAUUUGAGUUCUACUAAUGAAUAAUUUAUUUGCAUGUACUAAGGAUUGAUGACAAAGUCUCUUGUCGAAAUGUUAGAAUUUAUAAAAUCUGCUUCACAAAGGCUUUGCCAGCAUUUCAAUUCUAAAGGAAGGUGAGCUAUUUAAAGUAAUUUUAAAUGUUAAAUUACUUCAUUAUUCCUUUAAGCUUCCUUUUAAUUAUUACUUUCUUAACCAUUUGUGCCUGUGUUCAUUGUUUAUAUAUGCAAUAUGUUUAUCUGUGAGCAGAAUUAGAUGACUUCAGGGAGGUCGUGAUUUCUGUGCGUUCUUCCCUCUGAAUCUCACAUGUGUGGCUGUGUGGCAGUGAUGUACAUGCCUCAGCUGGGCACGCAGGCAGCACUCAGAAGAUCCAUAUUGGCCUGUCAUGAGAUUCACUGUAACUAUUUAAAUUCAAAGGUUGAAGCAGCGUGGACCCGUUUUUUAUUUCAUAUGCUCGUGGGAAAUCUGGAUGAGAACACCAAGCAGUGUGUUAUUUAAAAGGAAACAGCUGCAUAUUUCUGUUCGUGAAACUGUCUGAAUUUUGUUGAUUCAAAGGCACUGUGAGAAGAUGAUAAUUAUUAGGCCUUGAUUAUCUAUGCUGACCUCUGACUCCAAGAUGACCUGUUAGCUCAGUGUAUGGUGUCUGUAUCCAUAGGGAACUUUAUAGGAGGGAACACUCCAGACUUACUGGGUAAUUAGCAGUGCAGUAGAGGCUGAGCUGUCCAUGUCCACUGUGUGUCUGGAGGAGAAAAGGCUCAGAUGGCACUGGUUUGUUUAUCAAAGAUUUGGAUAUGGAAUACAGGGAAAUGCAGGAAACAGUGCUGUUGAACAUGUUUGUUUCCUUAGGUCGAUCAGAAAUUGUGCCUUUCUUUCGGUUCAUUGCUACUCACCUCCUGGGGAAGAAAACCAUUUCUCUGUGUUAAAUUGCAUUUUUUCUUUAAGUUGGGUUUUGUGAACUUUUAGAGCUAAAUAUCUGUCUUUUUUUUUGUUGCAAAUUGUUAAGACCAUUUAGGGAUUCAGAAUUAGAUGGUUUUGUAUCUUAUCUAUCUCAUCCUUACAAUUUACUCAGUGAGCCUGUAGAUUGCAAUUUGCAUGUAUUUGUUAAAACAAACAACUUCAUUACUACCUGGCUGUAUGGGUAGGACAGUAAUUGUGCCUUGUAAGUGAUAAUUGAGACUAUUAUCAUAAAAUGGUCUAAUUCCAAAAAUGGAAUGUGAUUUGUUUAAAGACCAUGCUUCUGUGGUCAGAGACCACUUUCCUAACGAGAGGUCAAGGAACAGGAGGUUCCUUGUUUUGAAAAGCAAAUAAUGGUGUUGGUGGCUGGAGGAGGGGUAAAAAAAAAAAAAGUGUUCAUACCUCAGUUGGAGGCCUCUUCAUUUCCAGAAAAUUAUACUGGAGCCUCAAUUUUUCUAAAAGAAACCCUGCUCAUUUUGUACAGACAAAUAUGGGACAGUUAGUCUUACAGCCUUUAUCCAAACAAUCUCUUGGAUUUUCACCAAGGGAGAACAGUGAGCCUUGGCUGGACCAUUAAAGCAAUAUAUCAGAAUAAAAUAAACUCUUUUUGUCCUGGAGGGAAAAAAAAUUAAAUGGACUCCAGGAAUGAGGACAGCUGGCUCUGCUCAGCUCAGCUCUGUGUAUUCUGACUUCUGGGAUGUUUUAUGGGUUUUUCAGUUCUCAGGAUAAAUGUUCUGCAGAAGAAAAUGCCAAGUCAGUUAGUAAUUAUUAACCUCACAGUCUGAGCUGUUACUUUUAGAGUGCUGUGUUGCAGCAUAAAUGCUGGAUGCUGAUAAAAGGAAUCAGUCUGUCUUGCCCCCACAUGCAUGCCCGAGAGUAACUCUCCUGUCUUAUAAUUCCUUAUAAAAUCUCGACUUCUGUGUCUCCUGUUUUGUAUUUCCUCGUUUUACUUUUUAUCACCUUCACAUGCUUAGAUGUCUCCAAAAUAUUUGUGUAAAUAUAUGUGGAACAAUCAGAGCUAGAAAUAAGCAGUUUUUAAACUUAGAUUUUGGUUGCACUUGUUUCAGGUUUUUUUCUGGUUGUAUAUUUUGUUUAAAAUUCUGACUUGUCUAUGUCCUGGUUUCAGCCGUCAGGCUAAAGAAUUAACAAAUGUUUGGUUGAAAAAAAAUUAAUAUUUAAAUCCAAAGUUUUGCUCCUUUUGACAUCUACAAAAAGGGCACUGAAGAUACCAAAGCUGUUACCAAAGCUGGAGGGAAGAUGACUAAAAAGAAGCAUGAGAUAAUGUUUGUAGAUUCUCCAACCAAAUAAAUUCUGGUUUUGAGAGGAAUUAACCUUCCUUUGCCCAGAUAUGAUGUCAAUUUAAAGACAACUACCGUAGUAAUCCAGAAUAACAUGCUCUAUUUACAUUCUAGUUUACAAAAAAAAUUAAGAAAAUGUUCAUUAAAUGCAGCUGGUUGGAGAUAAGACAACUGUUUUGGUAGCUCAGCUUCUCUUAUGCAAAAAAAAAAAAAGUGAUGACCUUUCUGUUGAUCAUUCAGUAGCUGGGUAAGAGGAUCAUCCUAUAGAAAGAUCGUAAGCAACAUUAAAUACUGCACAAAGAACUGGUUAGCCUUUACUUGUGAGAAGUUUGUCAUAAUCAUGGGACAUUUUAAACACUUCUAGAUGUCUCCAGGGAGCCCAUAUGAGUUUGGAUCAGUGAAGUUCACAUCUUAAAAAACUGAAACCUAAAUAAAAAGGGUAAGUGUUUACGGACACAGCAGUUCUGGAGAACUGGAGGCCGCACUCUUUGGCUCAGUGUACCACCAGCUGGGCAGGGGAGCUCCACAGGCUUCUGUUGCUCCAGCUGCAGGAGCAGCAGGAGGACCUGGCAGGAGGACUCUCCUCAUCUCCCACCACUUUAUUCUGGGCCUCUGGUGAUGGUACAUACCCACUUCCAAAAGGAAAUGCCAUGGCACUUCUGGUUAAAAAGCACUGAUUCCUUUAGACAGUAAUUCUUGAUAAUCCUGUCCUGCUUGGAAUCAAACUAAUAAUGUUGGAGAGAAAGGCCUUUAUUAUAAUCUCUUAAUAAGUAGUUUAAACUUAUAACGCUACCUCCACAGAUCUGGAUUUAAUCUCAGCAAAAUUCAUUUUAAUAUCAGGAAAAAGUGAGUAUUUAAAUUCUUAAAGUUGGUCGAGGAAAUUCAUAUAAAUCCUUAAAUCCAAGAUAGGUAGUUAUUGCCUCUUGUAGUAAUCUCAAUGAUUUGUGAUGAUUUCCUUAUAAUCCUUUAAUACGCUACAGAAGUUGACAGGACAGUUGGGGAAGAAUUCUGAUUAGGUUGAAAAACCUUUUUUGAAUGUAAGUGUGUAGCUGUGACACUUAAGUUGGACAAGAUAAGAAUUUAUAAAACAUGGGGCUCCAGACUUUACAGACUGAAACCUGAGGUGUUAACAGCUCUUGGGAAUGUGGUCUGAUUCUUGGGGUAAUCAUAUGCAGGGCCCAUGUGUUGGACUUCAGUGAUCUUUGUGGAUCAUUGGAGUUGGACUCCAAUGAUCUCUGUGGAUCCCUUCCAACUCAGGAUAUUCUGUGAUUCAAUGAAAUGUGCAGAGAUGGAGUGCAGGCCUCUUUGUUAGCUGAUAGCAUUGGCUAUCAGCUUACUUUUUCUGGAGUCCUUUUCUCACUGUAAUAUGUGUAUGUUUUGAAGAAUGUUAAGUGCAAAGGCAUCACUGUGCAUUAAUCUGAAAUGAUGAAAUAACUGACUGUUCUUAGGAAAAAUACUACCAUUGUGUUUAUGAUGAUCUGUAAGCCUUAUUACAAAAAUCCCUUUGUUUUACUGCUCAACAGGAGAUGCAAACGCCUGGCUGGACACUGUGAGUGUCACCCAGCCCCUCAGUCUGAUCUGUGCGUCCUCUCAGAUCUACUGAGAGAAAAAUGGUCUGAAAUGGCAGCCUCAGAAAGAGCAUUUCAUUAAGUUGUUCAGCUGUCUGGAGCCCAAGAAGAUCAAGAGUGUUUCAGUUUCCUUUUCCAGGGGGGAAAUUAGUUGCAAGUGUGACUAAAAUUUUCAGUUUCUACAACUCACCUCGCAACUGAACAUUCCUGACAAGGGAAGAAGAUAAGUGUCCCUCCUUGCGGUACUUGAAGAUUUCUUGCAGCUAUUUCCAACCUGUUAUCCCAAUUUCUUUAGCACUGUAUUUGUCCUCAAAUAAAGCAGUAUCUAAAUUA